AUGUCAACCCGAGGGGCAAUUUGGUCAUGUAAGCGUCAAAUUUAUGAAGCGCGGGAAACGAAUUGCUGGACCCUCGUAUCGCCUAUCUUUCUUGUUUCGCCACUGCCGCUUUUAGUUCAUCUCUCUACAAAUCCUGAAACCCACUGCAAUUCACUUGCUUUUCCCCUCAAUUCGCUCUACACAAAUUUUAAAUACACGGUCGAAAAGAUGAACGGCGGCGAUUACCGAAGGAGAGACCGUAGGGACACUCGAAUUUCGAAGAAGCAGAAGCUGAUACUGAACGCGGAGGAGCAGCUUGAGUCCAAGCUCGGAUUCGAUCUCUUCACCGAGGGAGAUAAACGGCUCGGCUGGUUGCUGACGUUUGCCUCUUCUUCGUGGGAAGAUAGGGAGACUCAUAAAGUGUACAGUUGUGUUGAUUUGUAUUUUGUAUGCCAGGAUGGUUCAACGUUCAAGGCGAAGUAUAAGUUCCGGCCAUAUUUUUAUGCCGCCACAAAGAACAAAAUGGAAAUGGAUGUUGAGGCGUAUUUGAGAAGGCGCUAUGAAGGCCAAGUUGCAGACAUUGAGGUUGUGGAGAAAGAAGAUCUUGAUCUUAAAAACCACUUGUCUGGUUUGCACAAAUGCUAUUUGAAGAUAUCUUUUGAUACUGUCCAACAACUGAUGCAAGUGAGGAAUGAUCUUAUUCAAGUUGUUGAGAAAAACCAGGGGAAAAUGAAUGCUGAGGAUGCAUAUGAAUCCAUAUUGACAGGAAAAAGCAAACAACGACCUCAGGAUUUCAUCGACUGCAUCAACGAUCUUCGUGAAUUUGAUGUACCUUAUCAUGUUCGCUUUGCCAUUGACAAUGAUAUACGAUGUGGGCAGUGGUAUGACGUAAGUGUAUCCAGUGCUGGGAUUGCAGUAGAAAGGAGAACAGAUCUGUUGCAACGUGCAGAAGUUCAUGUCUGUGCUUUUGAUAUUGAGACCACAAAGCUUCCUUUAAAAUUCCCUGAUGCUGAAUAUGAUUCAAUCAUGAUGAUUUCUUACAUGGUUGAUGGUCAAGGAUACCUCAUCAUUAAUAGAGAGUGUGUUGGGGAGGAUAUAGAGGAUUUGGAGUACACUCCCAAACCCGAAUUUGAAGGGUGUUUCAAAGUGAAAAACGUGAAGGACGAGAAAGAACUUCUUAGACUGUGGUUUACACAUAUGCAAGACGUAAGACCUGGUAUAUAUGUUACAUACAACGGCGAUUAUUUUGACUGGCCAUUCAUGGAAACCAGAGCAGCACAUCAUGGUUACAACCUGAACGAAGAGCUUGGAUUUCGAUGUGACAAAAAUCAAGGUGAAUGUCGUGCCAAAUUUGCUUGCCACUUGGAUUGUUUCGCUUGGGUUAAACGUGAUAGUUAUCUUCCUCAAGGAAGCCAUGGUUUAAAGGCUGUGACAAAAGCCAAAUUGGGUUAUGAUCCAUUGGAAGUCAAUCCGGAGGAUAUGGUUCGUUUUGCAAAAGAAAAGCCCCAGAUGAUGGCAUCUUACUCUGUUUCUGAUGCUGUUUCAACUUAUUACCUCUAUAUGACUUAUGUGCACCCCUUCAUAUUCUCUCUCGCUACCAUAAUACCAAUGCCACCUGAUGAGGUCUUACGGAAAGGAAGUGGGACACUCUGUGAAAUGCUUCUUAUGGUCCAGGCAUAUAAGGCAAAUGUAGUCUGCCCUAAUAAACAUCAAUCUGACCCAGAGAAGUUCUACAAUAAUCAACUUCUUGAGAGUGAGACAUACAUUGGUGGCCAUGUGGAAUGCCUGGAAAGUGGGGUUUUCAGAUCUGAUUUGCCGACAAGUUUUAAGCUUGAUCCAACUGCUUAUGAGCUACUUCUUGAUAACCUUGACCGUGACCUUCAAUAUGCUAUAAGAGUGGAGGGAAAGAUGGACCUGGAAUCAGUUGCAAAUUACGACGAAAUAAAGAAUGCCAUCAAGGAAAAGCUGGUCAAAUUGCACGAUGAGCCCAUUCGUGAAGAAGUCCCUCUUAUAUAUCAUCUUGAUGUUGCUGCUAUGUAUCCAAACAUAAUUUUGACUAACAGACUUCAGCCACCCUCAAUAGUCACGGAUGAGAUAUGCACUGCAUGUGAUUUUAACCGUCCAGGCAAAAAUUGCCUUAGGAAGCUUGAAUGGGUUUGGCGUGGAGAAACAUACAUGGCAAAGAGAAGUGAUUACUAUCAUCUGAAGAGGCAAAUUGAGUCUGAGCUUGCAUACAAAAGAGUACUCAAUAAACCUAUCACUGAACUUCGAGAAGCAGGGAUUUGCAUGCGUGAAAACCCAUUUUAUGUUGACACUGUCCGGAGUUUUCGAGAUAGAAGGUAUGAAUACAAGGGGCUGAAUAAAGUGUGGAAGGGCAAACUCUCUGACGCGAAGGCUAGCGGGAACUCUAUUAAAAUCCAGGAAGCCCAAGACAUGGUGGUGCUGUAUGAUUCAUUGCAACUUGCCCACAAGUGCAUUCUCAACUCCUUCUACGGAUAUGUUAUGCGCAAAGGUGCAAGAUGGUAUUCCAUGGAAAUGGCUGGAGUUGUCACGUAUACUGGAGCAAAAAUAAUCCAGAAUGCUCGCUUGUUGGUUGAAAGAAUUGGCAGGCCUCUGGAGUUAGACACUGAUGGUAUUUGGUGCGCGCUACCAGGCUCAUUCCCAGAGAAUUUCACAUUUAAGACAAAAGAUUCGACAAGGAAGUUCACGAUAUCAUAUCCUUGUGUCAUGCUUAAUGUUGAUGUGGCUAGAAACAAUACCAAUGAUCAGUACCAGACACUUAAAGAUCCUUUCAGUAAGACAUAUACAACGCAUAGCGAAUGCUCGAUUGAGUUUGAGGUGGAUGGACCGUAUAAGGCAAUGAUUAUACCUGCAUCCAAGGAGGAAGGGAUUUUGAUCAAGAAACGGUAUGCAGUUUUCAAUGAUGAUGGUACCCUUGCUGAACUGAAAGGUUUUGAGAUCAAGCGUAGAGGUGAGCUAAAGCUCAUCAAAGUUUUCCAGGCUGAGCUAUUCGAUAAAUUUCUUCAUGGGUCGACAUUGGAGGAGUGCUAUUCAGCUGUUGCUUCUGUUGCAAAUCGCUGGCUUGAUCUUCUCGAUAAUCAGGGUGAAGACAUUGCAGAUAGUGAAUUACUUGAUUAUAUAUCAGAAUCUAGCACAAUGAGCAAGUCCUUAGUGGAUUAUGGUGAACAAAAGUCAUGUGCAGUGACCACAGCUAAACGCUUAGCUGACUUCCUUGGGCAUGCAAUGGUUAAAGACAAGGGAUUGCACUGUCAGUAUAUAGUUGCAUGUGAACCGAAGGGAACACCGGUAAGUGAGCGUGCUGUUCCUGUUGCAAUUUUUGAGACUGAACCUGAAAUUAUGAAGUUUUAUGUGAAAAAAUGGUGCAAAGUCUCAUCAGAUGUUGGUAUCCGAUCAAUUAUUGAUUGGUCAUACUACAAACAAAGGCUCAGUUCUGCUAUUCAAAAAAUUAUCACCAUUCCUGCUGCUAUGCAAAAGGUUUCGAAUCCUGUCCCGAGGGUGGUUCAUCCUGAUUGGCUACACAGGAAAGUCCGUGAGAAAGAGGACAAGUUUCGUCAACGGAAAUUGGUUGACAUAUUCAGUCGACAAAAGAGAGAUUUUGCUGCAAGAGAGAGUGGUGAUCCUAACAUCAGUGAUCAUGAUGUAGCGAAUGAACUUAAUGUGCCCGACAUGGAAGACUUUAGGAACACUGGAAACACUCUUCCUGCUAAGCCUCAACCUAUUGUUCGUUCUUAUGGGAUCAAUUAUGAACAGCAUCAAAUCAAAACGAGUAAUCUAAGAGAAAGUGCAAAGUUAGAUAACUAUAGGACUUCAAAUGAUGGUAGUGAGGUGCCCAGCAGAAUACUCAAUUUCAAGCAGGCUGAAGGCAGAGUUGGGGUGAAUUCCUAUUUUCAGAGGCAUGAGUUAGCUGUUACACGCUGUCAUUGGCAGAUUAUUCAGUUUGUACCAAGUUCAAUGCAUGGCCAAUUUUUUGCUUGGGUAGUUGUAGACGGAACAAUGCGUAAGAUUCCCGUACAAGUCUCCAGACUAUUUUACCUCAAUUCAAAAGCCCCUGUGACUGAAGAGUUUCCUGGAAGGCGUGUGAACAAGAUUCUUCCUCAUGGCCACAAAAACUACAAUCUGAUUGAGGUUACAAUUGAUGAAGACCAAUUCAGAGCUGAAAGCAAGAAAUUAGCAGCUCACCUUGCGGAUCCUGAAGUUGAGGGAAUAUAUGAAACGCAGAUCCCGCUCGAGUUCAAUGCUAUCCUGCAGAUUGGUUGUGUCUGUAAAGUGGAUAAGUCUGCCAAAAAAAGAAAUGUCCAAGAUGGCUGGAGUUUGGAUGAAUUGCAUAUGAAAACAACUACAGAGUGCUCGUAUCUGGAAAAUUCGAUGUCUUUCUUCUACUUGUAUCAUAGCAUAUCUGAUUCCCGAGCUAUGUUUGUUGCAUAUUUUCCUACAUCGAGCCAAGUGUAUGUUGUGGUUGAAUAUGUGGCACAUUUCAAGGAUGCUCAAGGAAACUUGCAGAGGAUGAUAACCGAAUACAGACAUCGUUAUCAUGGCCCUGUGAUUGCGAUUAUAGAGUGCCCUAAAAUCCAGUUACUAAAGUCUGGUAUACGGGCACUGGAAGAAUUUCCAUGUGUAGCCAUCCCUUCCAAUGUUCGUGAUAGCCAAUAUCAGGCUAUUGGUUGGCAGGUAAUUGCUGCGAAAAUUGGAUUACAAAGAUGUGCUGCGUCAUCACAGUGGUUUAAUGAGAGAGUUACACUUUCACGAUAUGCCCAUGUUCCAAUGGGAAAUUUUGAAAUUGAUUGGCUCAUGCAUACAGCAGAUAUCUUCUUGUCUAGAGCAUUGCGUGAUCAGCAACAGGUUCUUUGGAUAUCUGAUAAUGGCAUCCCAGACUUGGGAGGCACUAAUGAAGAAGUACCGUGUUUUAUAGAUGAGGUCAAUCAACCUGUUCUCACUUACCCUGGUGCAUAUAGGAAGAUUACUGUUGAGCUUAAGAUCCAUCACCUAGCAGUCAAUGCACUUCUGAAAAGUAACCAAGUGAAUGAAAUGGAAGGAGGUGCUUUAUUUGGUCUAGACCAGGAAAUGAACCCCGCUUCAUUUAACUCUGACAAACUGUACUGUUUUGAUGAGGAGACAUCGUGUGCACCAGCAUUUCGUGUUCUUAAACAGUUGAUCCAGAGAUGCCUUGCUGAUGCAGUAACAUCAGGAAAUGUUUUUGCUGAUGCUAUACUGCAGCAUCUGUACCGAUGGCUUUGCAGCCCAAAUUCCAAACUUCAUGACCCUGCCCUACACCGCAUGCUACAUAAGAUUAUGCAGAAAGUGUUUGCUUUGCUGAUGGCGGAGUUCCGCAAAUUAGGUGCAACAGUUGUAUUUGCUAGCUUCAGCAGAGUUGUCAUUGAUACAGGAAAAUCUGAUGUAUCUGCUGCAAAAACUUAUUGUGAUAGUAUACUCAAAACUCUACAGACUAGGGACCUAUUUGAGUGGAUUGAACUUGAACCUGUCCAGUUUUGGCAUUCGUUGCUCUUUAUGGAUCAGUACAAUUACGGUGGAAUCCAAGCUAGAUUAGAAGACAGACCCACUGAAGAAUCUUCGAGAGCAAGUGUGGAGAACAUGCCAGACGACCACCAAGUGGAAAUUGUCUCCAGCUGGACUAUUGCGGAAAACUUAACCAAAAAAGCCCAGGACCACUUCAUCAUGAUUGUUUCUGAGUUCUUGUAUUUCCCAUGGAAGUUUGCGCAAGAAGAAGCUGGUAAGCGUUCCACGACCACAGGUGACCUAUGUACUCCAUCAAUCACAGCUUCUACUGCGGAAAUUCUUGAAACUCAGAUGACUGAAUUUUUGAAGAAAAAGAUUGCGUCCGAGUUUACAGACAAACUUCUUAAGAUUGUCUGUGAUCCAAGUCUCCAUGUAAAAGAAAAAAACAAAUCUCAGGGUGAUCAAAACAUCUCGACUGGAGGUUUGCCAUCAUUGAAUAACAUCCAUAAGGGAGAUUCUGCUCUGGAUUUUAUCAAGUACGUCUGUGCAGCUUUGGCACUUGACCAGAAAGUUCAGCAUGAAGUUCUGGUCAUGAGAAGAAAUCUCUUGAAAUUGAUCCGUGUAAGGGAAUUCGCCCCCGAAGCCGAAUUCCACAACCAGUUCUCAUCAUUAACCCUACCGAAUGUCAUUUGCAGCUACUGCAAGGACUGCAGGGACCUUGACUUGUGCCGUGACAGGGCCUUAGUCUCCCAGCAAUGGCAUUGUCCCGUGCCACAUUGUGGUCAACCCUAUGAUCGUGAAUUGAUGGAGAAUUCCCUAAUUCAGAUUGCACGCCAAAGGGAGAGAUUGUACCACCUUCAGGACCUUGUGUGCCUCAAGUGCCACCAGAUAAAAGCUGCCCAUUUGGCCGAACACUGCACAUGUGCUGGCUCAUUCACCUGCAAGGAGGACUCAUCUGAGUUUCGUAAUAAGAUGCAGAUUAUUUUGAAUGUGGCGGUUGACCAGAAAUUCCAGCUUCUACAAGAAUGUGUCUCGUGGAUCUUAGAAGUCAGGUAACUCUGACUGAUUUAUACUGCGGUGUAUUGCUAUAGACGAUAUAUUGUGAAAGUAGGAACAUCUCAGGUUGAUGGGUGUAGUUUGUUUAGAGUUCUUGUUGCAUGGGGUGAGAGUUAAAAGGAUCAAAGUUACUGAAGAUAGGUAUUGGACUCUUGUGAUAUAUAUAGAUGUUACUAUUUUCAUUUUGCAUGGCCUGAACUGAACUUCAAGGGGUAAAACCUAUAUU
Molecule: messenger RNA, 6736 nt
Organism: Striga asiatica
Lineage: Eukaryota; Viridiplantae; Streptophyta; Magnoliopsida; Lamiales; Orobanchaceae
Source: the annotation of a GenBank genome assembly